AAGGCGUGGCAGGAUCAUUGCACAAAACAGUCCCCUCUUGUGCUCUUCCCCUCUGGCCAUUCAAAUUGCAGUGCUUGCAAACCCAAACCCACCCGGACGGGCUCCAGGCCGGGGUGGGUGAGUGAGCCAGUUGCUUGCAGACAGGGCUGCACGGCCGCACCCCAGCCGCCCGCCGCAGCCGAUCGCAUGGAGCGUACAGGCUCCCCCCUCUUCGGGGGGCAGGCCGGCGGUGGGGGUGGCUUUUCCCCCCAUUGCACGGGAGCGAGCCAAUCCUGGAGGAGGAAGGAGACCGCGCGCAAUUUAAACCCAAAGGCGAUUGAAGAGGCGCUGGGCAGCUGCUGGUGCGAGCGGGGCCGGGCUGGGCUGGGAGCGGUGGCUUUGUCUGAUCCCCUUAGAAGCAAGACUACUCCAAGAAGUGAAGAGUGAUGGCAUCCGUGUUCCAAAGUGUUGGGGCUACAGUUGGCUGGAGGAGCCACCAGCUACUGGCUGACUUUGAGAAUGAGAGCCCAGUGCCUGACAAAUUUAGAAAGAAGCCUUCUUCAAGCUCUCUCAAUACCCUCCGCAUGUCUCUGAGAAAGCGAAUGCCCUUAAAGCAAGUAGAGAUAAACCUCGGUGAGAAUCCAACUUGGGAAAGUCUGGAAGCGAAAGAGAAGCGACAAACCCUCCGGGCUAUCACAAGAACAGCAAAAAAUGCCUUUGGAACAGUGUCCCAGAAAAUACAGAAGUCCUGCCAAAAUCGCACGCAGUCUCUAGUCAUCUCUCCAGCUAAAAUCCCUGCAAGGAGAAGUGGCAACAUUAGCUCUGCCAAGAAGAGAAGCACUUCACCUCGAACUCCUAGUCGGAAGAAUAGGCUGGCCACAAUGACCACCCCAUUGUCUGGUCCCAGUUGCAGCCCCAGGUCCAGCAAGAGAGCCUCCCUUUCAUCCAGAUCUGCAAAGAGCUUGGUGGGGAAAGAAUGGAGGAGUUUCUCUUACUGGCUUGGAAAAGAAGCUGUCCCUCUCCGGAGAUCAAGGAGAGCAGCUGCUCUAAAGAGCCCGUACUCAUCACCUAUGCCUGCCAGCAGAAAGAGAGAGUUUGACUGCGAGUUAGAAUCAGUCUCUAUGGGAAUUCGCCGCCUGAAACGUCUUUCUCAGGUGUUUGAUGAUGUCAUUGUGAGAGAGGAGAGAGAACAAGUGAUAUCAAAUUAUCAGCAUCUAAUGGCACAAAACUUGCGAUCUGUGCAUCAGUCUCGGAAACUCUCCCAAUCUGCUUUCAGACGGCGUGCAAGGAGGCUCCAGCAUGCAGUCAGCACUUGGACGGAGAUGGCCUUAAACAGUAUUAACAAUGUGUGAGCAAAUGAAGGAUUAACUAUCUAUGGGAGUUGGAGGGGUGUAUUGUCUUUUUGGAUUUAAGUGAUUGUGCUUUGAAUAAGCCAUUAACUUUUUAAAAUACUACCUUUCAAUUCAGCUCAGGUCUUUCCUUCUAUGGACGUCUCCUGCCAGUGGUGCAGGGAUGAUAUUAAAAAGUAUAUCAUUUGACAACCCCUAUGGUAUUGCCCACCAAUGGAACAGUAAACUGAACUCACUUAACCAGUACUUACACUAGACGAUGCCUGUCUAAUUUGAAUUGAACUUUAGGGCUAGAUUAAAUACUACUGAAUGAUUUUAAGGAAAGACAAUAGCAUCUGUGUCUGACACCUGAUCUGUGAAAUUGGAAUAAUUGCUUCCUAUACCUCCCCCAGGAGAUGUUGAGGACUUAAGUUUCUACAGAGCUUUGAAAACUGAAAAAACACCAAAGCUUAUGCUUUUCCAAAGUGCAUGAAUUUCAGUGGGAUUUAGUGGCCUUUGAAGACUUUAUGCUGUGCACCAUAGUAGACAAAGUAGUGUCAGGCUCUGACUUCAGUUACUGUGGGUUGACAUCGGAAUUCUGUAGUUACUCCAGAGUGACACUGGAAUUAAAGAAAUUACUGCCAAAGUGAAUUAAGAUAAAUAGAAUCAAGGCAACUUGAAUUCUGAAUGAGCGUGUCCAGGUGAUUGAAGUCAGAAUGUAUGACCCCAUACAGUUCACAGGGUUUGACUGACUAAUGUAACUAUUUCAUUUUAACUGCUAACAGUUGGGGCUUCAUUUGUCUUUCAUGCUACUGCUAUAAGACAUCAACAGCUGAGGUAAAUAUUGCUCUUGGAACAUGUACACACAACUGAAGACACUAACAAUUAAUAUACUAAAGUUGGAAGUAACACUUGUUGCUUAACAUAAUUUUGUGCAGUGGCACUAGUUAAGUGUUUCUAAUAGCUUUAACAUCAUUUUUAUAGCAAAAGAAGGUCAGGCUCUAUAAUAGAGGUAAUCUUAGUUUAGCAAAAAUAUUAAUUCUCUAACAUUUCAACAAAGCAAAGGAGGUGUGUUUUCCAUAAACCUCUAGAACUCAGCACCAAUGCUGUUCCUUGAGCUAUAGCUUUUUUCUAAAGAGAAUAAGUAAACAAGGAGGGGAAGUGUCUUUAAAGCAAUCUGUCAGUGUGCCACUACAAAAUAUUGACAUUUAGAAUUUUUAAACUUUGACUGUUUGUGUGAAUUCUGUUGCCACUUAUUGUAGCCAUCUGAAAUCUAUCACUAUUGUCUUGCUUCAUUCUCCCUAAAAUAUUCUAUUGGUAUCGAAGUCCAAAUUUUGUAAGCAAUCUUGCACGAAUGCUGCCCCUAUCUAUAUUUAAAUUGAGAUUAACUCUUUUUUUGCCUGUUGACAAACCAGACUGUUGAAAAGGUAAAACUUUAACAAUGGGGUGGAACCCCUUCCUAUUUGGAUUUAAAAAGUAGAUAAGGUUUAUUAUUUUAAACCAGGGGAGGGCUUUUAUUUGAAGUUUUACUUGUAUGUACUGAUCCUUGACAAAAUAGACCUUUCAUUCUA
This is a messenger RNA of Chelonia mydas (Green sea turtle), 2878 nucleotides long. RefSeq names its product PICALM interacting mitotic regulator (gene PIMREG). The transcript is spliced from 5 exons. The coding region runs from base 426 to 1331 and encodes 301 amino acids. Lineage: Eukaryota; Metazoa; Chordata; Testudines; Cheloniidae. The record is from RefSeq and is a predicted model, not a curated record.